Molecule: messenger RNA, 4828 nt
Organism: Blepharisma stoltei
Lineage: Eukaryota; Ciliophora; Heterotrichea; Heterotrichida; Blepharismidae
Source: the annotation of a GenBank genome assembly
AUGUCUGAAACUCCUUUUUUUGUAUUUAAAGUAGUCUCUAAAACUCAAACUGAAGACUUAACCAACACUUCAGACAUAAUCAAGCUCCGAGGAAUAAUAAAACAUUUUUUCAAACUGAAUUCAACAGAUGAAAAAAACGAAAUUUUAAUUGAUUUCUAUCUCAACAGCUUAAGAUUUUGCACUUCUCACAGCUACUCAUUAGAAAAAACUUCCUGUCUUCUUGGAAUUUUUGAUUCCCUGCUCAAUGAAUUUUUAAAUCUCCGCAGCACUGAAGCAGUUUUAUUGUGCCAUCUUAAGCAAAUUCUUUCUCAGCAUUCCAUUCAGAGACCUCCAUACAGUAUUGAAGUAUUUUCUCAGCAUGAAAUAAAAUCAAUCAUCGAUUUUUACCACGACUCUUUCCUACGGCAUUAUAGUCUUUAUGAAUUUGCAUAUAGCAACCAAACAGACAUGAUGCUUACAAGCAAAACUGAAUUCAAUGGAAGAUUCCCUAUAGUUCUCAAUCUAGAAGAAGGCAAAGAAAUCGAUCCUCACUCCCUUGCUUUUUUAAGUCCUUAUAUAAAAGCUCAUGAGGAUGUAGAAUUAGCGAAAGAAGAAACAAAAACCAUUGAAGAAGAAUGCGAAGAGAUCACUGAUCAAGUUGGGUACAAAAUUGCCCAAGAAAUGAAGAAUUUCCAGGCAGAAUUCCAAGAAAAGCUGAAAAAACAAGACGAGGAAAUUUUUGCGAGGGUUGACAUGUGGUCAAGCAUAGGACCCACCCCACCCCACCCAUUCACGGCAUUGCAUCCUACAUACAUUUGCUUGAAAGUAAUAUAUAUUAUUUAAAAAGCAAUGUAGCUCUCCAGUUCUUUAAAGAUACCUCUUACUCCCCCCCCCUCCGUAAGUGAACAAAAACCAUUAGAAAAAAUCCCUAUUUUUUGCCCAAAAAACCCACCCUCCGUGAGUGAACAAAAAUUGUUUUAAUAGAAAAAUUUUUUAUGGAAAAAAAUUUUGAUAUAUAAAUGAUAAUUAAAAUAAUGAAAUUUAGAGCUAAUUCUGUUCAAUUUUAAACGAAUUGCUAUUUAAAACAUAAAUUUUAUAAAUUAAAUGAAUAUUUGCGUUCCAAUUUUUGCGAAUUAGGAUUUUUUUAAAUUUCGAAAAAAAAUUAACCCCCCUCCGUGAGUGAACAAAAUUUUUUUGUUCACUCACGGAGGGGGGGGAGUUAGGAGCUAUUUUAGCUUUGGUGCCUUAGAUGUUAAUUUUAAACUUUAGCAAGCAAAUAUGACUAAAAUCUUUAACAAAAUUCUUCAAAAUCGUAAUCAUUUGAUGAAUUUACACAUUUUAGCCUAAAGGUCAAAUAUCGACUAUCAAGUCAUGUAUAAAAGUGUAUAAAUUAUAUCGAAAUUUCUUUUUAAUAAAAUUCAAAUGGGAAAUAAUAUGCUAACAAAUAUUUUUCUAAAUAAGACAUUAGAUUAUAAUAGUUAAAUUAAUAGCUUAUAACUUAUAUUGAAAAUUUACUUCAGUAUUGCUAAACCUCUCCUUCUACAAUUAAAAUCAACUUCAGUAAAUUCUGCAUAAAUAAAAAUCUUUAAGAACAGACAAUCCAUUCAAGAAAACUAAAACUGCAAUCAUCAAUUUACCAAAUGCUUUACCUUUUCAGCAAAAGCGUCUUCGUAUCAGAAUAAUCUUCUCCAUCAAAAUCAUAUUCAAUACCAACUUCUUUAUCAAUGGGAUAUUCAAUUUAAUCUUAGAUUAUCAAUCUAAAUCCGCAAACACUACGUUUUAAUGAAUGACAGUUGGCUUCUCCAAAGCUUGCAACUGGCAUGCAGCACACACGAUCAAGAUUUCGCUACUUAUCCUAGCCUCUGCACUAAAUCAAGCUUAGCGGUAAUUUAUUCAUUAUUUGACGCCAAAGCUAAAUAAGAAAAUAUCUCAUAAUUUAAUCUAUUAUGGCCAUUUCCCUUGAAUAUCUCCAUAAGCGGAAUUACCGCAAAAAUUACAAUUUGCUCCAAACAAAAUAAUUACUUUGGUAAACCAAAUUUGAAAUCACAGGGUAAUUCACCUGCUUUUAGGGUUGUUUCAAGGAAACACCAAUAUUCCGAUGGUAGAAUCAAUGUAGGCAUGAAUUAUGCAAUUCAACAAUAGAAAUGCCAUCCAACUGAAAUAUCAGAGUAUCUCAUAGCUUUAAAUUAAUUAAAAUUAUUAUAAGUUAACAAAAAAAAAUUAUCAUUUUUAUUAUUUUUUAUUUUUCGAGCUCUUGCUUAGCAAUUUAUUCCACUGAUCAAUUUGUAUUUUUCUGAUAUCUCUAGUCGAUAUAUACCAAACUGAUCCUUGGGUAAUUGAGUCUGAAGCUUUCAAAUCGCAUUGAAUUUUUAGGUAGCCACACUUUAUUUCAAUAACAGUUGCAGGAUUUGACCAAAUAAGCCUUCAAUUUGAGAAAAUUGCAGAUUUUUCAAUCUUUAAUCAAUUUUUUAUAUUUUGAACUCGAUUGUGGAAUACAAUUUUAUCUCCUCGAGAGAAAAGUUUUUGUGUAGCUUCGUACUUUUGCUUUUUUUAUUUUCGACAUUUUCUUUAACUCUAACGAAUAAGGAUUGAUCUGUUGCGAAAAAAACUUCAUGAGGUUUAAACCCAGUGAUUGUAUGCCUUCUUUCUUUAUUAUAAAAGUUCAAUAUGCUGAAUAAACUUGAAUGGAUUUUUCAGUCUUGUUGGCUGUUUUGCUGUUUAAAAUUUCUUCAGAGAUAUCUGUGUAAGUAUUUAUUAAUAUUUUCUGCUGUGCCUUGAGCUCGUGGAUUAUAAGAUGAGCUAUGUAUUACUCUUAUUUGAAAUCUUUCACAAAAGGUUUCCAGAGACUUAUUCGCAAAUUCAGAUCCAUUAUCUGUCUGAAUAAUAUCAGGGAGUUUAGGCAAACUAUUAAGAAGAUGCUCUACAUUAUUCAAAACUAGUUCUGCAGUUUUUGAUGCAAUAGGAUAUGCUCAGGUAUAUUUUGAAAAGUGGUCAAUUAUUGAUAGGACGUAUCUAUAGUUUGUGUAAUCUUUAAUUUCAUCAGUAAGUUCGAACAAAUCCAUUUGAAUUCUUUCAAGUGGUCUACUUGAAGGUAUGAUAUUUUUUAUUGUUCCUUGAAUUUGUUUUUUAAAAAAUUAGCCCGCAAUCAAGGCAGUUUUCAUAAUAAAUCCUGCAAUCAUUAUGCACUUGUGGUCAAUAAAUAUCUUUAUCUGACAGUCAAUCAGCCAUUUGCCUUGAGGGUAUGUGUAUCCCAUUAUGUAUAUGAGCGAGUUUUAGCAGUUUAGAAUUUCCAUUUUAAAUGGCACUACUUUAUAUUUAGUAUUUCAUAAUAAUCGUGAGCUUGAAUAUAAAUUUGAUCCUUCGAAAAUCAGACUGUAGUGCUUGACCCUUUGUUUAAAAUUUUUUCUUUUUAUCUCUUCUUUGUUUUAAGUUUUCUAUGAGAUUAAAACUGGGAGGAUAGAUUUUUCGACCACUUAAAAGAUAAUUGUAAACAUCUUCAUAAGAGCAACCCUCUUGAUAGCAUUGAGGAAAUAAUCCAUUUUCCUUUUCCCUUUUUAUAGUAUCAGUCAUAAGUUUUGAUGCUUGAAAGCUUAUUUCUUUAAGCUUUUGAGGUUCCAUUAAAGAAUGAGAAAUUUUUGAAAUGCUGAGUGGGCUUCUAUUAAAAUUGCUUUCUAUUAGGGCAUCAAAAUGAUUGCCAUUAGUGUAAAGUAGGUGAAUAGUUUGGUUAGUAUUUUCGCCUGUUGAUAUGAUAAAGGGAUCUCGAAGCAUUUCAGAGUGAAUUGCAAUAUUUAAAUCAAAAAGCUCAGAAGCCGCAGAAAUUUCAAGGUCUCCUCCUCAAUAGCUUGGUUCUCUUAUAUUUUGGAUAUAUUGGUUAAUUGUCUGUCUAUGGUCUGAGUCUAGUAUAUCUUGAAGGGCUUCGUUGUACCUGUCUGAGUUUCUUUCGAUAUGAUCUGCAAUCAAUUGUCUUAUGGAGGAAUGAUUGCUUUGAUCUCCUGUUAGAAUUUGGGCUAAAGAUCUGUACAGACAAUUUCCAUCUCCUCGAAUAGGAACUAUCUCAAGAAUUGGUUUUUCACCAGCCUCAUCAAUUUGGAAAUUGCUUGGUUCUUCCUCGUACUCUGGCAUUUCUUCAGAUGAGUCAGAAUAAUUUGAAAGAUUCUCAUCUUCAUUAGGCUUUAUCCUUUUUGAGUUUUCAUCAGCCCCCUGGUUUUGAAUUUUUCUUUUAGACAUUUUAUUUUUAUAAAUUAUUUAUGAAGAUUAUAUUAUUUUCUUUAUAAAUUAUUUAUAAUUAUUAAAUAUUCUAUAUAGAAAAUUAUAUUUAAAAUACGAGAAUUGUGGCAAAGCUAUCUUUUAAUUUUGUAAGAAAUACCAAAUAUCAAAAAAAUUGAAAGUUAUAGAAUUUACUUUAUAUGCAUCAAUGUGUUAAAAUUUAAAGACUCUGAAAAAUAAAGGCCCAAUUAAAAGCCACUUACUAAUUCUCUCUAAAAUAUUAAAUUUAUUUUAUGGUGUAUGUGUGGGGUGUGUGGGUUGUGUGGGGUGUGUGGGACGUGUGGGUUGUGUGGGUUGUGUGGGUUGUGUGGGUUGUGUGGGUUGUGUGGGGUGUGUGGGGUGUGUGGGGUGUGUGGGGUGUGUGGGGUGUGUGGGGUGUGUGUGGGAUGUGUGGGGGUGUGGGGUGUGUGGGGUGUGUGGGGUGUGUGGGGGUGUGUGGGAUGUGUGGGGUGUGUGGGGUGUGUGGGGUGUGUGGGGUGUGUGGGGUGUGUGGGGUGUGUGGGGUGUGUGGGGUGUGUGGGGGUGUGUGGGGUGGGUGGGGUGGGGUGGGUCCUAUGCUUGACCAGACAUGCUUAAAAAAUAG